CAUCCGGGUACUCCUGAGUGAACACGUAACCCAAAUCCUGAGCCUCCGAUUAGCUGCUGUCAACUGAACCUUUUAACGCUUGUUUGUCACUUUUGCUUUCCAAAAGUGAAUCCUGCGAUAAAACAUCGACAUAAUACGACCGCAUGUGGACGUCUGGGUGGUUUAAAAACGUCCACGGACGACGCGUGGAGCAGGAUAAAGAAAGCACAUUAUGGAAACGUGACAGUGGGGACCUUAUGUAACGGUGUGUCCUGACCAAUCAGAGCGCGGCAUUUCUCCCCGCGUCUGCCUGUGGGUGGAGAUGUUGAUACAGAAAGGACGUCCUGCGUGUUUUGCCCGAGUUUAGCAGCUUUUUACGAGCUAUACAAACUGUUUAACCCGGUGCUGAGGUCGAGUUUGUGUUAACUUAACGUAGACUGACGUUACAGCUGGAAAACGACGCGGGAAUAUUUGCUCGUGUUUACUUUUUUUGCGCGCUAGUAGCUUAUGGGCUUCACCCACGCCUCGUGUGACAGCGUACGGAGAUAAAAACAAUUUGCUGAAGCUCACUAGGUUUAUUUAUUUGAAGUGUGUGUUCACUUGGACGUUUCUGAACCAAACAGGAGCUGUGCUGGUUUUGGGCUGUGGUCACCUGCUGCCCACACAUGCAGCCGCCGCUGCUCAGCAGACUCAUCCCUGUGGAUAAAUCCAUGGAGCAAGGUUAAGGAGCAGCAAACCCUUAACGCAACCUGACCGACUGAAACUGAGCAGGCAUUGAUAAAGAAAGCAGGUGACAUGGUGGUCAACACCAUCCACUGGUUUAGGAAGGGACUGCGGCUGCACGACAACCCGUCUCUGAGGGAGUCUAUCCGGGGAGCGGACACCCUGCGCUGCAUUUACAUCCUGGACCCCUGGUUCGCGGGGUCCUCCAAUGUGGGCAUCAACAGGUGGAGGUUUUUGUUGCAUUGUCUAGAGGACUUGGAUGCGAGCCUGCGUAAACUCAACUUACGUUUGUUUGUCAUUAGAGGCCAGCCUACAGAUGUCUUCCCCCGUCUUUUUAAGGAAUGGGAGAUUACCCGUUUAUCUUAUGAAUAUGACUCUGAGCCGUUUGGCAAAGAACGGGAUGCAGCCAUACAAAAACUAGCCUGUGAGGCUGGGGUAGAGGUCAUGGUGCGGAUUUCACACACCCUCUACAAUCUGGCCAAGAUCAUAGAACUCAACGAUGGUCAGCCUCCUCUCACAUACAAGCGCUUCCAGGCCCUCAUCAACCAUAUGGAUGCCGUGGAGCUCCCUGCAGAGACGAUCACACUUGAUGUCAUCAAAGAAUGUGCCCCACCCAUCAGUGAAGACCAUGAUGAUAAAUUUGGGGUGCCCUCACUGGAAGAGCUCGGUUUUGAUACAGAGGGCCUGACCACAGCAGUAUGGCCAGGUGGAGAAACAGAAGCCCUCAUAAGGCUUGAGCGGCACCUGGAGAGGAAGGCCUGGGUGGCAAACUUUGAGCGUCCACGUAUGAAUGCCAACUCCCUGCUGGCCAGUCCCACAGGUCUCAGCCCCUACCUACGUUUUGGAUGUCUCUCCUGUCGACUCUUCUACUACAAACUCACCGACCUGUACAGGAAGGUCAAGAGGAACAACACACCACCGCUUUCUUUGUAUGGCCAGUUAUUGUGGAGGGAGUUCUUCUACACAACUGCCACCAACAACCCCUGCUUUGACAAGAUGGAGGGAAACCCUGUGUGUGUUCAGAUCCCCUGGGACCGAAACCCAGAGGCACUGGCCAAGUGGGCAGAGGGACAGACAGGCUUUCCCUGGAUAGACGCCAUUAUGACCCAGCUGAGGCAGGAGGGGUGGAUCCAUCAUUUGGCGAGGCACGCUGUGGCUUGCUUCCUCACCAGGGGAGACCUCUGGAUCAGCUGGGAGGAAGGCAUGAAGGCGUUUGAAGAGUUACUUAUGGAUGCUGACUGGAGUGUAAAUGCAGGCAGCUGGAUGUGGCUUUCUUGCAGCUCGUUUUUCCAGCAGUUUUUUCACUGCUACUGCCCAGUGGGAUUCGGACGACGCACAGACCCUAACGGGGACUUCAUACGGCGUUAUUUGCCCAUAUUGAGGGGUUUUCCAGCCAAAUACAUCUAUGAUCCUUGGAAUGCCCCAGAGGAUGUGCAGAAGGCAGCCAAGUGCAUCAUAGGAGUCCAUUACCCCAAGCCCAUGGUGAACCAUGCUGAGGCCAGCCGCAUCAACAUAGAGCGGAUGAAGCAAAUUUACCAGCAGCUUUCCUGCUACAGAGGACUGGGCCUGCUAGCAACAGUACCAGUCAAUCCUACCAAUGGCUCAAAUGGCAGUAAUGUUGGAAGAGUCAACACAGAGAGCAGUCAAAGACCAGGAGGGUCCUGUGAAAACCCGUCCAUACAGGAGGGAACAUCUCGAACAGAAAGAGGACAGUCCACGCAGAAGCGCCGCCGUGAAGAUGCUUCACUAGAAAGCAGCUCUAAAUCCUGGAAGCAGAGCAAAUAGUGUGCAGAAGGCAGAACACAAAGGAUCCCUCUGUCCGUCCUGUCAUCUGGAUAGCAUCCUCUCCACACACAGCAGUAACUGUAACUAACAACCGUGGAGGAGACAGAAUGGAGUGGCUGGAUUUAGCUGAUACUAUUGACUGUUUGUCGUUGUACAUAAUAUUUGUUCAGAUUGUCAAAAGUCCAAAAUGUCUUGGUCUCGAGGUUCUGGACACAUUUCACUACUCAGGAACAGAAGAAGGACUUGAGAAAAUAUAUAUAUCAGAGUGAGGUCUUCCACUAUACUUUGUCUCUGUACAAGCAAAGAGACACUAAUCAAUAUUAAAAAUGUCCUUUUUUUUCUUUUAUUUUUUACCCCUCAACGUCUCACAUCAGUCAUGUCAGGAUAUCAAUAAUAAUAAUAUGAUCAGGAGAAUAAACACCAUCUUUCCCCCAGUUAUUCAGGCAGCUUAAAGAGUAUCUAGGCAUGCAUCAGUUCCCAUUGAUAGCGAACUGAACAUUUUGCUAAUACCUGACAGCUUCGGUCCCUGAUUCCCAUCUGAGUGAUUGGAACCAAAAACACAAUCAGUAGACUGUGGAAGAUUCCUUGUAUACAGCUGACACCCUGAAUCUCUGUUAACACGCUGACAUGAGAUGACCUGGAUAAGACACAGUUCUCUCAGAAAACACACCAUGAAAUAUUUCACACAAAGAAUAUUCACACUCGUGAAUGUAAAUAAUGUGAGAACAUUUAAAGGUCUGAUGUACGGUAGUAAAGGUAUUAGAAGAUUGUCAGGUUUGGCUAUAAAGCAGGUCUCAUAAAAAUAAUAUUUGUAAAUAUUAAUUGUUUUUGAUUUCCAGCUUUUGUAUAUUUGGUCAUGGGGUUUCACGACUCCUUUUGUAAAGAAUGUCUUACCAAAACUGUAAAGUUCUACUGUGAAUGCAUGUGCUUUUUGUCUCCCAUGUGAUCAUAUAUAAUCUUAUUAUUUUUGUAUAAAGAACAACCAAAUUCUUACUGCACCAGAA
This is a messenger RNA of Larimichthys crocea (large yellow croaker), 3491 nucleotides long. RefSeq names its product cryptochrome circadian regulator 1b (gene cry1b). Lineage: Eukaryota; Metazoa; Chordata; Actinopteri; Sciaenidae. The coding region runs from base 775 to 2487 and encodes 570 amino acids. Gene Ontology annotation, cellular component: nucleus; cytoplasm. Gene Ontology annotation, biological process: circadian regulation of gene expression; entrainment of circadian clock by photoperiod; negative regulation of DNA-templated transcription. The transcript is spliced from 12 exons. Gene Ontology annotation, molecular function: FAD binding; DNA binding. The record is from RefSeq and is a predicted model, not a curated record.